AUGGCUUUGGCAACCGGCACUUCAGUACUGCUAGGACCUUUGACAACAACUUGGGCGGCACCGCCUGCUUGCACUAUCGCGGUUGCAGGUUGCAGUACAUGUUCUUAUGGAUGGCUAGCUCAAACCUGCGCUGGGCUUGAUGAAGUUCGCGACGAACCGUCGUGUUGGCCUCCCAGGACCCUGGGGGCAACAACACCGGCGCAACCUUUCUUCGCAUGGGGCAUAUACUCACCGGGACUCGUAUGUCCUCAGGGAUACACGACGGCUUGUUCAUAUGAUGGCGAGCGGAAGACAGGGGACUUUAACUUUUACUUCAACGCUGAAGAAUCAGAAACAGCUAUCGGUUGUUGCCCGCCGGGAUAUGCCUGUUCUCGGCAUGCUGCGGGCCAUACUUGCAUCACGACAUUGACCUCAACUACGGUCCCGACUGUGACAUGCGAAUCCGGGACUAGCGCUCAUUUUGAAUACGUGACGAUACCUUACGCUGCUGUCGACGUUAGCACUAUCCAUGUUAUCUCGACUUUUACAGUCUUCGCCCCUUUAUUCCAGCUUAACCACCAGGCCUCUGACCUCCCGAGUACCACGGACAAGGCAGCCGACUCGUCUAUUAGCAGUGCAAUAUCCUCUCCGCCGUCACAGAUGUCAACAAUACAAGCUUUACCGACACAAUCAUCAAGUGCGCAAGGUCUAUCCGCCGGGGCACAGGCCGGUAUAGGUUUUGGCGUUGCUCUUGGUAUUAUUCUUCUAGGAAUUAUAGCUUUCUGCCUGUUUCGAUCAAGAAGACGGAAAAUCGGUCCUCAACCUAUCGAAUUACAAGGCGUCGGACAGGAGAUAAAGUUUCCAAUAGGGUUCUACGCGCAAGCUCCUGUGGUCGAGCUUGAAGGCAAUUAUGGAAUCAACCAGGGGUCUCACCAAACAUCGACCAGGCCUUUUGGUCAGGUCGCAAAAUAG
Messenger RNA from Daldinia decipiens, 951 nucleotides. RefSeq lists its product as uncharacterized. Lineage: Eukaryota; Fungi; Ascomycota; Sordariomycetes; Xylariales; Hypoxylaceae. The transcript has 2 exons. Bases 1 to 951 code for a protein of 316 amino acids. The record is from RefSeq and is a predicted model, not a curated record.